AAUGGUCUCACACCCUUGCACCUGGCUGCCCAAGAGGAUCGCGUCAAUGUGGCCCAACAACUGGUCGCCGCCGGAGCUGACAUCUCCGCGGUAAGUGUUGCCGGCUACAUGCCCCUCCAUACGGCCUGUCAUUUUGGUCGCCUCAAUAUGGUGCGUUACCUGCUGAGCCUGGCCGGCCGUGGCGACGUUAAUCGCACCACCAAGAUGGGCUGUACUCCGCUUCACCUGGCCGCUCAACAGGGCCACUCGCAAAUUGCCCACCUCCUGCUGGAACAUGGCGCUGAUGCCAAUCUCACAAACGAG
Messenger RNA from Dibothriocephalus latus, 303 nucleotides. The record is from the annotation of a GenBank genome assembly. Lineage: Eukaryota; Metazoa; Platyhelminthes; Cestoda; Diphyllobothriidea; Diphyllobothriidae.